UUAAACGAUAAAAUAUUAAAGAUCACCUAAGUGCAUAUUCCUUAAUGACUGUUCUGGUGAACUUACUUGCUGUAAUUAGAAUAUAGCGGCAACCUUAGAAAGGAUCACAAUGUCGGGGACGCCUACCCGUCACGUGCCCUGCCAAAAGUCCAGUUCCACCCCUUGCGGAGCCCCGGAGGGCAGGCAGUCGGGGGUGAGGGGCUGCGAUCUGGACUCCACAGGCGACUCGACGUACUCGCUGCUGUCCCCGAUCUACCACGACAGCUUCGAAAGCGCGUCUGAAGAUCAGGAGGAGCCUCGGCCACAGCCCGACCCCCCUCCUUCACACAGCUGCGACAUAAAGCCCAGCGACGGUACUAAGAAGCAUAAAGCUAAGACACUCAUCCGCAUGGAACUGGAAAGAUCUCCCUCUGUAGAGUUUGAUCUGACUGCCUGGGAAGAAUGGAUUGUUCGAAAAGCCAGAGAGGAGCGCACUGAAAUGCAGAAGAGAGCUUUGAAGGAGAUGGCUCUAAAGGAAGAAAAAAUGGAAAAAGAGAAGGACCUGGAAAGAAAGAAGAUCGCUGCUGAGGAAAAGCUGCGUGACUGGCUUCAGGUGAAGAAACAGCAGGAAAAGUUAGAAAAUGAAAUGAAGAGAAGCAAAGAGCUGGAAGAGAUGGAGAGUAAGGAGCAGAAGAGGAGGGAAACCGAGGAAAAGGCACAGCAGCAAUAUAAAGAGUGGCUCAAGAAGAAGAAGCAGGAAGAGAUGGAAAAAAAGCAAAAGGAAAAGGAAGAAGCCAGUAAAAGAGAGGCUGAGCUCAAAGAAAGGAGAAGAAAAGCGGAAGAGAAGUUCCAGGAAUGGUUAAAAAGUGCGAAGGACAAGCCUCGUCCUGUCUCCAACAGCUUUGCUUACUCCAAUGGAAAACUCACAGGAUACUACGAUGGCACCUCCUAUCCAGCACCAAGCUUCUACAACCCUAUUCCCUGGAAGCCUAUCCACAAUCCCCCACCAGAAGACUCACUGAAGAAAAAUUCCAUUAGGAAAAACAAGAAGCCCAGCAGUUCUGCACUGUAUAGACAGACCCCAGCUGUGAGCUGUAAGCCGAAAGACAGCCUCACUGUGGGGUCAUCACAGAAGCACAGGAGGUGACGAGAGAGUGCAGUGUAUGGACUACACAGCUGCCUGGGAGGCAGCAUCUUAAUUGCCCUGUCCCUUUCCUAGAAACUCCUGCUUGCUUUUUUUGGUUCUUUUCUUGAAAAGAAAAAAAAUUGGCAUUUUGGAAGCAAGACUGGCAUUAACAUUUCUCAUUCAUUUUCUUUAAGAAGAAAAACGUUUGUUGAAUCGUUUCUGUUACUGAAAUUUCUAUGGGGAGCACACUGGCUCUUUAAAAUGACCAGCUUUUCAGAUUUGUAAAUAGAGUAAAAAUUGGAGUCAUUUUUUUUAAUUUGCUUAA
Lepisosteus oculatus (spotted gar) is the source of this 1430-nucleotide messenger RNA. RefSeq names its product coiled-coil domain-containing protein 34. NCBI's taxonomy places the organism in Eukaryota, Metazoa, Chordata, Actinopteri, Semionotiformes, Lepisosteidae. The record is from RefSeq and is a predicted model, not a curated record.